AUUGGAUUACUCAUAGCUGACAUCGUCCAAAGUUUGCUGCCGCCAUCGCAAAGAAGGGGCUGCUAUCUCUAUCUGAUUGCCACAGCGAACGGAACAUACUUUCAAUUUCCGUCAGAUACGCGGGGCAAACGCAAUUAGAAAUACCACGUGAACUCUCGGACCGACCCCCUAGGUCGUCGUUGCUAAUCCAACAAUUGAAUCGCUGCGCGAAAUAAACCAAUGCCAGGCACUCACUUGAUAACAACUUGGUCAAAUAAUCAACAGCGUAACCAGCAGCAGAGCGUGAUAGUUUCCGACCAGUCACGCAGUAGAUGCACGGGUUAUGGGAUUAUCUGUUUAGGAUUCUCCACUGAACAGCACAGCGCCACAACACCCUAGCGAUAAGGAGCGAUUGAAUCUCAGCUAAAAGUUUCCCCAUUAGACUGUCAACUAUGUCUGCGAACGGGGACAGCGCUCCGACGACGGUCCCGGGAGCCACCAAGCCUAUCGACAUCCAGGUACGGGUGCCAACCCACGAGCGCCUCAUGUCCAUCGACAAGGGUAUGGCGCCGUCCUCGCCGACGCUGCCCAGUCCCACGAUCCGGCGGAAUAAGAGCGACGGCAAACUAAUGGCCCAGGACAUCAAGGAGGCACGGGUGCGAGUCAUCUACACUGGCGGCACAAUUGGCAUGAUGCGGAACGAACGAAAUGUGCUGGCGCCCAUACCAAAUGCCCUAGUGCGCAGCAUUCGCAAGUAUCCAAACAUCCACGAUGAGGAGUAUGCAUUGCGACGCUUUGGGGCCUCGGCAUCGAUGGCGCCGCUGGUCCUGCCCUUUGUCCAAGGUAUGGACAGAAGGGUCCUAUACCAGGUCACCGAGUACACGCCGCUGCUGGACAGCAGCAACAUGACGAUGCACGACUGGGCCCGCAUCGCCAAUGAUAUACAGCAAUCGUACGAGUUCUUUGACGGCUUCGUUGUGCUACAUGGCACCGACACGCUCUCGUACACGGCCUCGGCCCUGUCGUUUAUGCUGGAGAAUCUGGGCAAGACGGUGAUCAUCACAGGAUCGCAGAUACCGAUCUUUGAGACGCGCACCGACGGCAAGGACAACUUCACAUCCGCCCUGAUCAUAGCCGGAAACUACGUCAUACCGGAGGUGUGCAUCUUCUUCGGCCACAAACUGAUGCGCGGAAAUCGCACGGUGAAGGUCAGCUCCAAUUCGCUGGACGCAUUCGAUUCGCCGAAUGUGCCGCCGCUGGCGAGAAUUGGAAUCGAUGUUAAUGUGGACUAUCGUUUGAUCUUCCGGCCCUGCAGCAUCGAACGCUUCUGUGUCCAUCUGAAUCUCGACGAGAAUGUUGGCCUGCUGCGAAUCUUUCCGAGCAUUUCGCUCUCCACAUUCCGCGCCUUCCUGGCGCCCCCGAUCAGGGGAGUGGUGCUGCAGUCGUUCGGUUCUGGCAACAUACCCUCAAAUCGACGGGACCUGAUCGAGGAGCUGCAGGCGGCCGCCGAUCGUGGCGUAAUCAUCAUAAACUGCACCCAGUGUCCAAACGGCUCAGUGGCGGAAAUUUACGACACGGGCAAGGUCCUGUGCGAUCUGGGCGUCAUUCCCGGCUAUGACAUGACCCCCGAGGCAGCACUCUCCAAGCUGGCAUAUGUCAUUGGCAAGGAGGAGUGGUCGCUGGACGUCAAAAAACAGAUGAUGCAGUCGAACCUGCGCGGAGAGCUGACAUCGGUGACGGCCCCCAAGAUGGAGGACUACGAUUUGGUGGAUGCUGUGGCGCGCUCUUUGCACUUGUCCUCGCCACAGGAACUGGACCAGCUGGGCGCCACCCUCUUCCCGGCCAUGAUCAAUGGCGCCGUCGCCGAGGGAGAUCUGAAGAAGAUCAAUAACCUGAAGGCGUAUGGCGCCGACCUCUCCGGCACCAAUCACGACCAACGAACGGCCCUGCAUUUGGCCUGCCAGCUGGGCAACGUCGAGAUAGUUAAGUAUCUGCUGCACAACGGAGUCUCUGUCCACGUACGUGAUCGCUACGACCGCACCCCGCUGUUGGAGGCCGUCUCCACGGACAGUCACGAGAUCAUUCAAUUGCUCAUCAACUGUGGCGCCCACCUUACCGGCUCCUCACGUGCCGUCGGCGAGCAGCUGUGUGCGGCCGCUGCCCGCGGCUCCCUUACGCGCCUCAAGUCGUAUCAGUACGCGGGCGCUGAUCUCUCCCAGCCGGAUCCGUCGGGACGCACAGUUCUACAUGUGGCGGCCCUGCACGGGUUCCCCGAGGUGGUGGAGUACGUGCUGCCCUACUUCGAGAGUGCCAGCGAGAAGGACUUACUCGGUCUAAGCGCCUUGAACUAUGCAGAGCGUGGCGGUCAUGCAGCCCUUGUAGAUUUGCUGAAAGCGGCUGGAUGCGAGGCCUAGAAUCAUCUCUUGGUUCUUUACUCAUAAAACUAUUUCUUAAGUGUUUGCCUCACGCAAACAUCUGUGCAAUAUCGCGUCUAGUCCGGUCUGGUGGUUCCUUUUAGUGUAAUACUUGUAAUAUGUGUAUUGAUUUCUUGUUAAUAGAAAAGUGUAAGUUAUAUAUUUUAAA
Drosophila persimilis is the source of this 2562-nucleotide messenger RNA. RefSeq names its product L-asparaginase. NCBI's taxonomy places the organism in Eukaryota, Metazoa, Arthropoda, Insecta, Diptera, Drosophilidae. The record is from RefSeq and is a predicted model, not a curated record. Gene Ontology annotation, molecular function: protein binding; asparaginase activity. Gene Ontology annotation, biological process: amino acid metabolic process. The coding region runs from base 432 to 2393 and encodes 653 amino acids. The transcript is spliced from 4 exons.